GCAAACUGCAAACGAUAAAGAGAUUGCGAAAUUCGGUUAUAAAAUGUGCAAAUACCUUUUAGGAAAAACGUAUCGAUAGAGAGAGGAGACGUAGCUCAGAUUUGUAUACAACUUGUGUGUUCUUUUCUUUUUUGUUUACCCCUUUUUGCCACCUCACAAAUUGAUAUGAUUCAAAUUUAUGUAAAACCCUGAAAAAUAAUUCCCCAAGCGAAACGCACGCCAAUCCCAAAACUCAUACAGACUCUCUUUUACAAAUGCAACAACAGGGCUUAUUCCUCCGCCCUCUGACUUUCCGCAAAAGCGAAAUAACAGCAACCAGGGAAAGGGAGAAAAAGAGAGACAUUGAAUUCAGAGCAGAAACCACCCACGGGCCAAAACGAAAAUGCUCCAAAAACACGAGAAGAAGAAGGAAAAAGUUGUUUUGACUUUAAUGUCAAUGCCAGUGUCUGGUUGCUGUCCCGUCCUGUGCAACUGUCAAGCCAGGCGACAGGAACAUGGACGGACUCCGCAACGGGCAACGGCAACGGGCAACGGCAACGGGCAACCCAGACUAGACUCAGAGCCGGGAUACGCCGGGGGGAAUCACAUUCGGUUCGCCUGUUACGCUUGUCUGUCAGGAAAGCAGAGAAAAAAAAAUACAAAAAAAAAGGAAGGGAGAGGAAAGCAGGGCAAAACAGGGAGCAGGGACCAGGGACAACAUCCCGAGCGCAGAACCAACUGGAGCGUAUGCUGGAUGAACGACUACAACUCCCAGGCGGACUCUGGCCAGGAUUGGAGCAUGGGAACAAGUGAUAUGUCGAUUUACUCGAAUCGACUCGACUCCAACUGCCCCAUUUCAGCUAAUGGCGGCGUCUAUUACUCUAUGCGUCCGUCUUUCCGUCUUCCUCUCUUUCUCUGUCUGUCUGACGCCUGGGGCUGUGAUUAGCCAUCACAAUCGAUUGGAAAUGCUCUCUAAUUUGCGAAUUGGCCACAGAAUCAAAGGAAAGCUUUGACUAAUUGCUGAUUUCUAGUGGUUUUUCCUCCAUUCAAACCAACUGUCAACAGCAGCAAUGUGGCAAAAUGUCGCAAAUGAAAAGCUCAAGUGUUCAAAUUGCAUUUU
Molecule: messenger RNA, 1099 nt
Organism: Drosophila albomicans
Lineage: Eukaryota; Metazoa; Arthropoda; Insecta; Diptera; Drosophilidae
Exons: 3
Coding region: 383-925 (180 amino acids)
Source: RefSeq, a predicted model, not a curated record